AUGGAACUCAACCGAGAACAUUUUCGCGCCAUAAUUUAUUACAACUUUCGGUCGACAAUUUCCCGUUGUCUUAGCGACGAUUCUAGGGUGGGUGCACCAAAAACAGCAGUCACCCAGGAAAACGUCGAUGCUGUGCGCAAACUCAUCAUUGAAGAUAGACAUGUGACAUAUCGCGAGAUUGAGGCGUCCUUGAAGAUCUCAAAGACCUCAACUCAAAAAAUUUUACAUGAAGAAUUAGGAGCAAGAAAAUUAGUUUCUCGUUGGAUACCCCACCUUCGUGGAUUUACUGUUUCGGCUGUUUGGGUGUUCCAAGGUGAAGAAAAGCCAACAAAAGUCAUCCCGGGUCAUAUUGCAACAAUUCCUCUUAAUGAACAAAGAACUGUUACUGCGGAUUUUUAUACCACCAUUUGCUUGCCAAAAGUCAUCACUGAGCUUCGAAAAAUCAACCCCGAAAGAAGAAUCAUCCUCCACGAAGACAAUGCAAGCUCGCACAAAGCCCAAAAAACAAGGCAGCAUUUAACGGAAGAAAACAUGGAAUUAUUGGACCAUCCUCCAUAUAGCCCCGAUCUAAGUCCUAGCGAUUUCUUUACUUUCCCGAAAAUUAAAAACAGACUGCGUGUACAAAGAUUCCAGUCACCAGAAGAAGCAGUUGACGCAUUCAAAAAUGCCGUUUUGGAUCUGCCAGCAAGCGAGUGCUUCGAAAAUUCAUUCGAGCGCAUGCAGAUGUGUAUUAAUCUUCGUGGAGAAUACUUCGAAAAACAAUAAAGUCAUUUAAAAC
Messenger RNA from Acanthoscelides obtectus, 778 nucleotides. The record is from the annotation of a GenBank genome assembly. NCBI's taxonomy places the organism in Eukaryota, Metazoa, Arthropoda, Insecta, Coleoptera, Chrysomelidae.